CCCCUCCCCUCUAAGCCUGAGCAGGAAUUCCGGGUCCUGGCACUCUCCCCAGACCUCCCGCUCUGGUCCAACGAGAGCACCUUCUGCUCCAAGUAGAUCCUUUCCCAGAUGUCCUAAGGACCCCCACAGACCUCCUACGCCCUGUCUUUCCUGAGGCCCCUUCUCUACUGCAGUCUCUCCCGUCUGCCCCGCUCAACCGUAUUCUCACUGCCACGUCCCCUGCCUCUGCACUCCCCUCUGUGUCCUGGUUCCACUCAGUCACUGCGGGGACCAAAACCGAGAUUUCCCUCGCGGACUCAUUGUGAGGGGGUAAAGCCAAAAAGUCAUUCAGCCCCAACCAGGUGGGCAUGGGGAGCAAUAGAUGCCCCUUCCCCAAAUCUGAGCCCUGGCGCCUUACUUGUUCCUAGCCGUUUCUCCCGUUCUGAUAGAAGACAUCCCCCAUUAUUCGGGCGGGCGUUCAGGCCACUGUCACCGACCCUAAGACCUGGUUCCUGGAACCCCCUAAGGGACGAGGAUCGUUCCGGAUGGGCCAGCUGUUUCACUUCACAGGCCAGCGCCGGGUCCUCGCCCCACGAGGGCUGUAACUCGAGCCGCUCGUCGCCAACCCCCCUCCCACUCCGCCCCAACUCUGCGGCCCAAGUCCCUGCGUCGCGCUGCCCCUUGUGGCCCUGAUCCCGACAGCAAGUCUGCCAUGGGCUGCCCAGCCUGCGUCCAUCUGGAGGUAUCGGGUGCUGUACAACAGGGCCGCUGGUUCGGGGCUGUCCUGAGCGGGUUGUGCUUUCUCUCCGCGCUGGUGUUGCUGGAGUGGCCACGGGUGCCGGCAGAAACCGCCUGGAGUGCAGCGAGAAAUGUAGACGCACCAGACCCUUCAGGGGUCUCCACUGUCCAGGUCCCCAGCUUGUUGACCAUACCGGUACCCCGAAGACGCCGGUACACGCUAACACCGGCCAGGCUGCGCUGGAACCACUUCAACCUCACCUACAGGAUUCUCUCCUUUCCCCGGAACCUUUUAAACCCGGAGGAGACCAGGAAGGGCCUGGCUGCCGCCUUUCGCAUGUGGAGUGAAGUUUCCCCGUUCCGCUUCCGUGAAGUGGCCCCCGAGCAUCCCAGCGACCUCCAGAUAGGUUUCUACCCGGUCAACCACACCGACUGCUUGGUCUCUGCCCUGCACCACUGCUUUGAUGGCCCCACAGGUGAACUGGCCCACGCUUUCUUCCCACCCCACGGGGGCAUCCACUUUGAUGACAGCGAGUACUGGGUCUUGGGCCCCACGCGCUACAGCUGGAAGAAAGGCGUAUGGCUCACAGACCUGGUGCAUGUGGCGGCGCACGAGAUUGGCCAUGCGCUCGGACUGAUGCACUCACAGCAAGAGCAGGCGCUCAUGCACAUCAACGCCACCUUGAGGGGCUGGAAGGCACUGUCCCAGGAUGAGCUGUGGGGAUUACACCGACUCUACGGCUGCCUGGACCGGCUCUUUGGGUGUACAUCCUGGGCACGAAAGGGAUUCUGCAAUACCCAUCAGAGGCUCAUGAAGAGGCUCUGCCCCAGAAGCUGUGACUUCUGCUAUGCAGAAUUCCCAUUCCCCACUGUCGCCGCCACCACACCACCCACCAGAAUGAAAACGAGAUUGGUCAAAGAGGGCAGGAACAUGACCUUCCACUGCGGGCAGAAGAUCCUACGCAAGAAGGGCAAAGUAUACUGGUACAAGGACCAGGAGCCCCUGGAGUUCUCCUACCCCGGCUACCUGGCCCUGGGCGAGGCACAGCUGAGCAUCAUUGCCAACGCAGUCAACGAAGGCACCUACACGUGUGUGGUGCGCCGGCACCAGCGUGUGCUCACCACCUACUCCUGGCGCGUGCGACUGAGGAGCUGAGCCUGCUAACAGCCAGCAGAUAAAGCACUUUCUCUCUGA
Molecule: messenger RNA, 1912 nt
Organism: Alexandromys fortis (reed vole)
Lineage: Eukaryota; Metazoa; Chordata; Mammalia; Rodentia; Cricetidae
Gene: Mmp23b
Product: matrix metallopeptidase 23B
Exons: 8
Coding region: 692-1873 (393 amino acids)
Biological process (GO): collagen catabolic process; extracellular matrix organization; proteolysis
Cellular component (GO): extracellular matrix
Molecular function (GO): metalloendopeptidase activity; zinc ion binding
Source: RefSeq, a predicted model, not a curated record